CGGGCUUCCUCUUCCCAGCGCUGGUUAAAAGUAUUCUCGCUUCCACGAUGCUGACUAGCAACGCGCAUGGCGGUGGCUGCAGGAGCAGCAGUCGCCUUUAAGGCAAGAAAAAGCAGCCUGGGGCUUUGCUCUCUCAAGAGGCGGCAACGGGGGGAGCCCUGGAAGUUGCAAAUGGGGUUCAGAGGGAGACCCCCGUAGGAAAGAGCGAAGGGAGAAAAUACUCAACAGACCCAGCAGGGAGGAAGUGCCUGAUCUGGUUGCAGGACUAAGUCGGGGGUCGUCGCCUUUGUGGUGCAAGCCCCUCCUCCUCCUCCUCCACACGCUUCUUCCCCCACAGCCCGCAAACGUCCCUCUCUCCUCGCGGGUCUCCCGCCCGCCGCCUUUCUUGCGCCCUCAACCUAGCCCCGGCGCCGGCAGAAGGACAAGUCCGCCAGCCGGUAAGGAGCCGGGCCUCUCCAAACUCUGGCCAAUGCCGUGGCAAAGCGGAGGCGGGCCUCUCCUUCGCACUAAGUUCGCGUGUGCCGCUCACUGUAUGUGGCGGCGGCGGCGGCGGCUGCCGCUACGUCUUCCGCUGGUCUCCCCCUCUCUCUUUUCUCUCUGCCGGGCCGUGGGUUGGAGUCGCGGAUUCAGCAUCAGGGGGCGGGAAUUUCCCAUCAUGCUCUAGGCGGGCGGCCCGGGUGAUGAGCGGGCAUUGCGUCUGAGAAUGACACCAGCGCAGGACUAGGCCCCUACAACAUAAAAGGGGGGGAGGGACAACCGCCUCCGGGGCCAUUUUUGUGGGGGGGGGCAAGGGUGUAGAUAGAAAUCCCCCCUCAGUUUAAGGAUAGGCCUCCCUCAGCCUGACACAGCCUGUGUGGAAGCGGGGCCGGAGGGGGGCAGGGGCGGCUCUCGCCAUCAUCACCUGAACCACCAGCGAGAGGGAGGAGGAGGAGGAUCGUCCUUUGGGUACCUGCGUGAGGCCUCCGUUCCCAUAUCACAAUGAAGAGUGCCCGUGGUAGCAGCUCUUCCUUCCAGGGUGCCAGUGCCAAUGGUGUGGAUCUCAGUCUUACAGGGCUGCCCAUGCAAGUGCUUCAGCGCCCAAGCAGUGCCUCUCCAGGCAAGCACAUUGCUCGCUCCAUCUCCGUCAUUACUGAAAACAAGCCCAAGAGGAAUAUCCUAGAAGAUGCAGGGCAUGGCACCUCCAGAGCUAUGAACAACUUACGAAGAUCCAAUAGCACGACUCAGGUUAACCAGCGUGUGAACGGUGCCUUUAGCAGUGUAGAGCAGCACGGAGACUUCCUGACUUUGUUUGAAAGCAGCUCAGGUGGAAGAAAGAAACUAGCAAGUCUGAGCAAAGUCUCCCCGGAAAAGAAAACAACAUGGAACAUCCUGGAUGAGCAGCCCAGAACAUUUCCUGUCCCAUCCGGCACUCAAGAGGCCCCUGCAGGCAUGAGGAAGAAAGAAAUCUAUGUGCCACUUGCAGCCAACUUCACUGCAAAUAACAGGAGUAACAAAGGUGCAAUGGGCAACUGUGUAACCACCAUGGUGCAUAAUAACUACUCCACUGCGGACAAGGCAGCUGCGCCCAAGAGCUCCAACCAGGCCACAACGUCCCUCAAUAACAUUAUCAAAGCCACUUCCAAUGAAGACACUGAGAGUAGCAGCUACAUGAAGUCCCAGAAAAACUUUUCCAGCAGCAAUAUCCUGUCUCGGAACAAUAAUAACAGCAGUAGCAGUAACCCCCUCAGGAGGCAGGAAGUAUCGGAGGAGGAGGCUGAGCGGUUCAUUAACCAGGUCAACCUGGCCGCUGUGAUGAUACAGCGCUGGUACAGACGGCACUCGCAGAGGCACAAGGAAGGUGCAGCCCAGCUCGGGCGCUUAUUAGCUUCCAAAAGAGAGGAAAGGCAGCAGCAACUCACAGAGGAGGGCAACAUGUUGGAUUUGCAGCGGAGGCGAGACGAGGAGAGGAAGAAGAUUCGAGAGGAGAAGGCGCGUCUUGCCAGACGAGCAGCUAUCCAGGAGCUACAGCAAAAAAGAGCCCAGAAAGUCUUGGAUACGCAACGCUUGGUUGAGGAGGAGCUGGCAGCAAUGAAAGAGAGCAAGAAAACCAGAAGAAGAAAACCUGAGAAGGCUGGCUCUGUGAAGAACGCUAGCCCUGCCAACAGCAUCAUCAAAGCCAACAAUGCAGAUGCCAACUUCCACUUGGCAGCUGCAGAUACAGAAGAACAUACUGCUGGGGCUUGUCUGUCUGUCCCAGGGCAAAACAAACUACCUGAAGAUCAGCCGCAGGAUGUCAGCUCUGGAAAGAUGGGCAGUGAAGACUUGGAGACUAUUAUCACUGCAGCCAGCAGAGCACAGUCCAAAGUGACCCUUAAUGAGCUACUGGAUACCUUAAAGUUGUUGGAGGAGGAGCCAGAGUUGCCACCACAACCCAGGGCCUGCAAAGAAGAUAAAUACGCUUGGGUAGAUGGGGAGGCUGACUCAAAUUCUCUCACUGCUGACAACCUGGAGAAGUUUGGGAAACAGAACUACUCUCCGGGAGUCCCUGAGGAAGGCACGCUGCUCUCGGAAGCCAAACUUCAGAGCAUCAUUAGUUUCUUGGAUGAGAUGGAGAAAUCUGAGCAGGAGCGACCUAGGUCUGCUGCCUCUGCUUCACAGCGAGAGGGGCUCUUGUCAGAAGAAGAGCUAGCUCACCUGGAGCAGGCAUCAGCAGUUGCCACAGAGGUUACCAGCUCCAUCAUGAGGCUGAAGCUGGAGGUAGAAGAGAAGAAGAGAGCCAUCACAUUGCUACAGACAGCACUGGCACAGCAACGGGAGCUGACUGUACGUCAUGUCAAAGGGACAGAGAAAGAGCUGAGCCGCCAGCUGGCACUACAAAGGGAGCAGUAUGAAGCAGCUAUCCAACGGCACCUAGCCUUCAUUGACCAGCUGAUUGAUGAUAAGAAGACUCUGAGCGAGAAAUGUGAAGCGGUGGUGACUGAAUUGAAACAAGUAGAUCAGAAAUACAUGAAGAAAAUUGCCCAGAUGCAGGAGCAGCAUGAGCUGGUUUGGCGCACUCUGGGCCCCCUCUGUGAGGAAAUAAAGAAGCUGAAGGAACUCAUGAGUGCCACAGAAAAGAUCCGCCGGGAGAAAUGGAUUGAUGAGAAAACCAAGAAGAUCAAAGAGAUCACUGUUAAAGGUCUGGAGCCUGAGAUUCAGAAGCUUAUUGCUAAGCACAAGCUAGAGAUCAAAAAGCUGAAAACGCUGCACGAAGCAGAGCUGCUACAGUCCGAUGAGCGGGCAGCCCAGCGCUACGUACGCCAGACGGAGGAGCUGAGGGAGAUGCUGGAGCAUGAGAAAGAAGAGCAGGGGCAACGAGAGAGAGAGCUGGCAAGGCAACGCAUAGGAAAUCAUUGCUCCCGCUUCUUCCCCCUAAACCUCAGGCCAAACCAAGGAUACAGCACCCUUGGUGAGACCCUCUCUGAAAGAGUCCCUCCACACAGGUACGAGAAACAACUGGAGCAGGAGGAACAGGCUCUGCAGCAACAGAGGCGCCGACUGUACAAUGAGGUGGCCGAGGAGAAAGAAAGACUCAACCAGCAGGCAGCCAGGCAGAGGACUGAGUUGGAGGACCUGCGGCGGCAACUGGAAGAGAACAGCUCUGUUGUUACCAAAGCUUUGAAGGAGGAAUAUAAGAAAGGGAAGGAGGAGCAAGAGCGACGCCAUCAGGCAGAGGUGCAGGCCUUGAAGGUGCAGCUGGAGAUGGAGAAGCAGGCCUGGGAGGCCAACUACCUGAAGAAGGAGGAGGCCUGGCUGCUCACUCGGGAGCGAGAGCUGAGGGAAGAAGUGAGGAAAGAGAGGGACAAGGAGAUUGAACUGGUCAUUCAGCGGCUAGAAGCUGACAUGUCCUCUGCUAAGGAAGAGUGUGAGAGAGCCACAGAGAACAGAAUAAAGAGAUUGCGGGACAAAUAUGAAGCAGAGCUGCAAGAACUGGAACGGUCAGAACGCAAACUCCAAGAGCGCUGCAACGAGAUGAAGGGACGGCUCUCGGAGGCAGAAAGCGAGAAUUUUCAUCUGCGAGGUCUGCUGCGGCAGAAGGAACAGGAGACAGAGGAUAUCCGAAAGGUAGCGGAUCAGCUAAGUCAGGAGCGCAGCAGCCUCUCAGAGGUCAUCCGGCAGGAAUUUGCAGAUCGGCUGGUGGGCACAGAGGAGGAGAACAAGCUGCUCAAGACAGAAAUGGCUGAGCUUCGUGCCCGGCAACGCUUGGAACUGGACAGAGUGAGGAGGGACAAAGAGGAGGAGCUGGAAGAAGUGCAUAAAAGAGUGAAGACAGCAAUUGUGAAGAAAGAGGAAGCAGUGAACAGCCUUCGAAAACUACAUGAGGCGGCUGUGAAGAGGGCAGACCACCUAGAGGCCCUUUUGGAGCAACAGCGUAAGCAGCUGCUAGCAGCCAAGUAGCAGCUGCACCGGUACCAACAGCCCUGCAAGGGCAGAGCCAGUGAUCACGAACAGCAAAAGAAAUGUGCCCGUCGUGAUCCACAAGAGACUUAAGAUAAAAUGAACACUAAUUGUAUGUGGGUUGGGGAGGGAUCCCCUCUCCCCCUUUUUAAAAAAAUUAUUUUUUUUAACCUGUUUCUUUACUUGUGCCUGAGAUAUGACCUCUGGGUGGUAUCCCAGUUCUUGCCAAUGUAUUUUAACAGUAAAUCCAGCUGAUUUGUAAGA
Messenger RNA from Zootoca vivipara (common lizard), 4680 nucleotides. It is a transcript of the gene CEP131, whose product is annotated as centrosomal protein 131. Gene Ontology annotation, biological process: regulation of centrosome duplication; intraciliary transport involved in cilium assembly; cilium assembly. Lineage: Eukaryota; Metazoa; Chordata; Lepidosauria; Squamata; Lacertidae. The record is from RefSeq and is a predicted model, not a curated record. Gene Ontology annotation, cellular component: centriolar satellite.